Sorex araneus (European shrew) is the source of this 3610-nucleotide messenger RNA. It is a transcript of the gene BTF3L4, whose product is annotated as basic transcription factor 3 like 4. The transcript has 6 exons. NCBI's taxonomy places the organism in Eukaryota, Metazoa, Chordata, Mammalia, Eulipotyphla, Soricidae. The record is from RefSeq and is a predicted model, not a curated record. Gene Ontology annotation, cellular component: nascent polypeptide-associated complex; cytosol. Bases 173 to 649 code for a protein of 158 amino acids.
AGCGCUCCGGGGAUAGGCUGCGCGGGGGAGCGGGAGCGGGGGGCCGGCGGCAUCACGUGGCUCCCGCUCCCGCCGCCGCCGUCUUUCUCUGUCUCCUGGCCUGCGGUAGCCAUCUUGCUCUUCCCGCGUGCCGCUGUUGGAGGACCUUUCCUGCUCCAGAUUCACCAAGAGUAUGAAUCAAGAAAAGUUAGCCAAACUUCAGGCUCAGGUCCGGAUAGGGGGCAAGGGUACAGCUCGCAGAAAGAAGAAGGUGGUACAUAGAACAGCUACAGCUGAUGACAAAAAACUUCAGAGUUCUCUAAAAAAGCUGGCUGUGAAUAACAUAGCUGGUAUUGAAGAGGUGAACAUGAUUAAAGAUGAUGGGACAGUUAUUCAUUUCAAUAAUCCCAAAGUCCAAGCUUCCCUUUCUGCUAACACCUUUGCAAUUACUGGUCACGCAGAAGCCAAACCAAUCACAGAAAUGCUGCCUGGGAUAUUAAGUCAGCUUGGUGCUGAUAGUUUAACGAGUCUUAGGAAGUUAGCUGAACAGUUCCCGCGGCAAGUGUUGGAUAGCAAAGCACCAAAACCAGAAGACAUUGAUGAAGAGGAUGAUGAUGUUCCAGAUCUUGUAGAAAAUUUUGAUGAGGCAUCAAAGAAUGAAGCAAACUAAACUCUUUUCUGGUUUUUGGAAGCUGACAUGGACUAGAUUUAACAAAUCAGCUAUGUGGUUCCAAAGUUUUACAGACACGGAGAACAUCAACUGUUACUAGUUCAGUAAUAUAAAUAUUUUGUAUAUUAAUAAUGCUGUUUGUUCAGCAUUUUUGGUCAUUUUAUUUUUGCAUUUUGCACUUCCUCCCAGGAUCUAUUCUUUUGGUCAAAAUGUAUUGGUGCAGUUGAGGGUGUUUUGAUUUUUGAUUCUUGGUUUUUUGUUUUGUUUUUUGUUGGGAUAUUUUUGAUGUGUGUAUGUGUAUGUAUGCGUGUGGGUAUGUAUGUAAACAGUGGAGAACAAAUUGGAAAACAGUUCUAUUUAUCCUCCUCCUUCCCCCCAGUAGAAAUAAAACAAAUCUUUACAUUUGUUAUUUUAUUAUUUUUUUCUAAUAAUGCACAGAAUUAAUGAAAAGUGUGUAGCUUAGAUUUUUUUAAUCUGAGAUUUCACCUUGGGAAGUUUGGUUUUAAUUUGCUUGGUUAACGUUUUUCUUACAGUUCUCUGGGUUUUAAACGUUUUGAGCUAUUUUGCUGUCAGCCUCACGGUGGUGUAAAAGGUAGUGUAUCUUUGGUGUGGUUGCCAUAGAUUCACUUUGACUGACAGACCCAGAAGAAUUUCUUUUGCUAGCUUUCUUCUGAAUGCCUUUCCCCCACUCUCCUUUUGGUCUCCAAAUGGCCUGGUCAACCUUUGGUAAUACUCUUCCUCAUCUUCCGCCUCGCCUGAGUAGGGUAUUCUCCAAAUAGAGUUACGUGAGUGCCUAAUCCCUCAUUUAGUAAGACUUUGUUCCUUCAUCUUGAGGAACAAUAGCUCUAUCUCCAACUUUUUAUUUCUUCUCGAUUUUAUAGUUUGGCAGAUUUCAAACUGGAAUUGCGAGCAUGUGCUUGCUAAAUAAUCUUAUGCUAGCCUUUUUCAGCAUUCUAGUUUAUACCUACUAACAUAGCAAGUACAAAAAUGCCUCUUUUUGUUUUGUUUUGUUUUAUUUUGUUUUCCAGCAAGUUCGAGAUUGGGGAUGUCUUUUUUUAAUCAGAAAAAAUCAGCCAUAGAAUUCAUCCCCCCAGUACAGUUGGGCAUUCUGUGAAAUGAAAUGGUACUGGCCCCAGGAAGAUUUCUUCAGUCCUUUCCUAUUCUUGGCCUUGAACCUACCUCUGGGUUGGAUCUUAAUAUUGUAGCUGCUCAUAGCAUCCUCCUGCAUGCUUAGAGUAAUGCGCGGGGUGGGGGGCGGGGAGACACUGGUCAAACACAGUAUUUUUUACCUCCUCUUGGAGAGCUUUGGAGGUAAGUUCCAUUCCUUCAUUCAAGUGUCCCUCUUGCUGUCUAAUGAAAAAAGCUUGUAUUUUGCUAUCAGCAUUUGUUGUAGCCAAUAUUUAAGAGUAAGAUUUAGAGAAAAUAUUAUUUCCUGGCCUGUCAUCUAACUAUGGCUUAAACUUGCUGCAUAUCAACUUCUUUCAAUCUAGAUAUCUUUGAUAUCCAAAGUGCAAGACCACCAACAUAUCAUGAAGUUUAUAAACACAAAGGCAAAGCUCUUGUGUUAUUUUUUUUUUCAUCUAGACAUAUCAGUUUAUAAAUUUGUUCAUUUUUCCUGUUAUGUUUUAUAUAAUAUAUGGACUUAAUUACAAAAUAAAAUGCAGUAAUAAAAUAACAGUACAAAAAGAGGAUAAUAUUUCCUCUUCUGCUUCUAUUAUUGUCUACAGAAUUACUUCUUUUGUAUUUACCCUGUACUCCCAACCUCCAAAUGAAUAUCAGCCUGGUCAUUAUUAGAAAUAAUAUUUCAUCCAUUGUUUGUUCGAGAACAAUAUAUGAUCUUAUGUAGUCUAUAAUCCAGUUCUUCUGACUGUUCCUAAGGGAUAUAUCGUGAGGCAGAGAGAGCAGUGGGGACUUGACAUAGUUACGGACAUACAGGCGACAGGGUGGUAUAGGCAAAUGAAGAGCACUCAUCUGAGGGGUGACUUGGUUUCCGGUCCAGACUACUGAAUUAAUUCUGUGACCUUUGGUGGGUACCUAACUACUCUGGAAUUCAUCCUGUCAAAUGAGAUGUUUCUGAAUCUUAAAACUUCCUUCCAUUUCUGCUGUUCUAUGAAUCUCAUUUCUAGAAAAUCAUAAGGAAGUACUUUUACCUUUUUGUAGGUGUCUGUUUUUAUCAAUACCCAGAAAACAUUUUUGGUGCAUAUAUCUUACCCUCUUUUGAUCACUUUUUAACUACUGAAAUACUUACUCAGAGGAGCUCUGGUCAGUAUUUCUUUUACUACUUUGACAACUGUUUGGUUUUUGGUUUUUUUUUUUUGUCUUUAAUUUUCCUUUUUUUCUUUUUAACUGUGCCAGGGAUCAAACCAAGGUCUUACGUCUGCAAGGCAUAUAUGCUUUACAGUUAAGCCAGCCUGCCUUGACAGCGGAUCUGACUGGCUAGCCCUUUGUAUGCAGUGAGCAAAUACUCUUCUGGUUUGUAUUUUCUUACUUUCCCCUUUUCUGGACAAAGCAAAUGAAUAUCCUGACUCAUCCCAAAGAACAGGUAGGCAUAAGUAAGAGCACUGACAACAUUUUUAUAAAUUAUAGCGUUGUUAGCAUAAAUAUUUGCUAUAUAGUUUUUUACAUAUGACAAAAGCAGUUGCAAAAUAUGUAUCUUUUUAUAAAGCUGCAUUUAUUGCCACAAUAACUAUAUAGUCAUCUUCGGGGGAAAAUUAACCUUAAAGUUUGGGGAAAAUUCAAGAAAUGUCUGCAGAUAAUUGAUUCAUGGUCUACUUUUUAUGACGACAUCUUAAUGUUUUGUGAAGCUCUUAUUUGUAUCUUUAGGGGAACUACAAAGUAGCUAGGACCAUAUAUACUUGUGGUAUUAUUUUUUUAUGUUGAAUAAUGAUUGAAGGAUGCAUCAAGAACUUAAUUGAUGAACUUGUAUUCAUAAGAUUCCAUUAAAUUAAUAAGCCUACCAGG